UAAUGUCCUAUUGUCCCAGCAGGACUUAUACCCAGAGCUGAACACUUCAGGCCCACAUUUGCUCUCACUACUCUGUGUGUGUGUGUGGGACCUGACUCCUGUGAUUCUCCAACAAACAAGAUGCAGAACAGGACUGAGAAGUUUGGAGCUCAGCUGCCUCUCUUUGCUCCAGCCAGCAGCUCUCAGCGUGGUCUGCUCAGGAAGAGCACCACCUACCUGGCUAAGAUCGCUGUCGUCCUCCAAGACGCUCCAGCCAAGAUGCUCACUUUCACACAGUUGAUGGACAGACUGGCACCAUUAAUCUCUGAAGAUAGAAAAUCUGUUGAGAACAACAUCAGAGUCUGUUUAUCAAGCAACAAAUGUUUUGUCAAGAUUCCAGUGGUCCCAGAUUCUCUGGACAGUAAGAGAAACUACUGGAAACUGGACCACAGUCAGAUCACUGCAAAGAUGGUGCGUCGUCACUUCAAAGGCAUCCUGUUCCUCUUCCCUGAGUUGGCCUCCAAAGUGGAGAUGGAGAACACCAGCAGACCAUCAGAGCGCUGCUCAGCUCUCCACUCUCCUGAACCUGCAGCCUGCAGAGCUGUUCAGGUCAAAUGUGAGGUGAAGUUCAGCAGUCCUUUCUCCAUUGAAUCCCUCCUGAAGAGAGACAGUCCCUCUGCUCGGGCCUCCAGAGCUUCUCCUCUGUGCAGAGUGCCGGUCAGAGCGGAGCAGCAGCCUCCCUCCACACACAGACCACAUGGGACAAAGAGGAGCUUCAGCUGGGACUCUGAGGAGCCUCUCCUCCUUCAAGCUUCAGCUGGAAGUUCCCCCAUCUGCUCAGCAGGGGGCAGCACACACCGUGGACUCACUGCUAAUGGAGCUGCUCAGCCCAUCAAGAGGAUGCAUGUGUGCUCUCAGUCCUCAUUCCCUGUCUGCACAAGAGCCAGUGCUGCUCCUUAUUUCACCAGCCCACACAGCGGUUACAUCACUUACUCUGUACCAGCAUUUACCCAUGAUGCUCUCUGUUUCUGGCUGUAAUGUGUAUUGUACCUGGCAGAACGGC
Molecule: messenger RNA, 1042 nt
Organism: Epinephelus lanceolatus (giant grouper)
Lineage: Eukaryota; Metazoa; Chordata; Actinopteri; Perciformes; Serranidae
Biological process (GO): regulation of DNA-templated transcription
Molecular function (GO): DNA-binding transcription factor activity; sequence-specific DNA binding
Source: RefSeq, a predicted model, not a curated record